UUGGAGGUUUCUGCGCUUUUAACGACGGAACUGUCAUCUUUGACAGUUGACGCAUCUGAACAUAUGAGCAACGGUGAACUUGGUAAAAUCCAUGUCCUAAAACAACAAGUUCAUAGUCUUCGGCACGAUCUUGCCGAAAAAAAUGCAUUACUCACCACAGUGCAGAAACAACUUAACCGAAAUCAACCAAACCAACCAAAUGGCGUCGUGCAAAGCGAGUCUACCACUGGAAGGGUAAUUGAAAAUUUACAAGCAGAAAUAGAUCAUCUAAAAAGAGAUCUCGGUGAUUCAAAAACUCAAAUUCAUGUUGCUAAAGUUUCUCGUGAAAGAGCUGAAAGACAAGUACAGGAGCACUUGGCAUCACAUCAAACUUUACGGCUUGAAAUUGAUUCCUUGAAAAGAAUGCUAGAAAGGAAGGAAAGACAAACUAAAGAACUAGAAGAAUCAACUAAGGAAGUUGAGAAGAAAAAUUCAGAUAUGAAAUUUGAACGAGAUAAUGCAAAUUUAAAACUCCGUCAAUCGGAACUGAAAGUAUCCGAUCUGGAACGAAAAUUACAGGAAGCUUUGGCCGGUAAAGAAAAAGCAGAAUAUGAAUAUGCUCUUUUAUCUAAAGAAAUGCAAUCCUUUAAAACUCGGUAUACCAAAGACGUUGAGAUUGUUAAAAAAGAAUUUAAAUCUCUUCGUGAAGAAAUGAAUUCAACUUCACGACAAUUGGAAGAUGUUGUCUUGAUGACAAGUGUUCGAAUUGAGGAGUUAAAUUCAGAACGCAAGGAAGAAUUAGGGAAUUUGGAAUCAAUUCAUGCCCAAUUACAAGAAAAUCAAGAGAAGUAUUCUGCUAAAUUGUUUAGUGAAAUUGAGGCAAUGAAGAAGGACGUGGAAACCUCAAGUCAAAAGACUAGGGAAUACAGCGAACAGGUGGCAAAGAUUAAAGGCGAAAUAGCGGGUAAAUUGAACUGGUUGAAACGAAUUGAAAGAGUACAACAGAAAUCUUGA
This is a messenger RNA of Dentiscutata erythropus, 993 nucleotides long. Lineage: Eukaryota; Fungi; Glomeromycota; Glomeromycetes; Diversisporales; Gigasporaceae. The record is from the annotation of a GenBank genome assembly.